Molecule: messenger RNA, 2076 nt
Organism: Corapipo altera (White-ruffed manakin)
Lineage: Eukaryota; Metazoa; Chordata; Aves; Passeriformes; Pipridae
Product: major facilitator superfamily domain-containing protein 1-like
Exons: 13
Coding region: 26-1465 (479 amino acids)
Biological process (GO): transmembrane transport
Molecular function (GO): transmembrane transporter activity
Source: RefSeq, a predicted model, not a curated record
CGGGCCGUGCCCGAGGGGCGGAGCGAUGGCGGUGCCGGCGGAGCGUGUCUCUUACAGGUUCGCCGUGCUGCUCUUCAACUGCCUCCUCACCUUCGGCUCCUACUUCUGCUUCGACAUGCCCGGCGUCCUGCAGCAGCAGUUCCAGGGGAACUUGACCUGCCCCAAUGGAACCCACCAUAACAGCACUGGGCACAGUGGCGCGCUGGAGUGUGUGGAAGGCUUGGGAAUGACCCCAGCUCAGUACAACCUGCUCUACGUGAUCUAUGCCUGGACAAAUGCAGUAGUGGUUAUUCUGGCUGGAUUCCUGAUUGAUAAACUGGGAAAUCACUUUGGUGUCUUUGUUUUCUCUCUUCUCACUGUGCUGGGAUCAUCCCUCUUUGCUCUAGGCUCACACUUUAAGGGCUCACCAUACCUCCUUCCAAUGAUGCUAACAGGAAGACUGCUCUUUGGCUCUGGGAAUGGGUCACUUACUAUUGUGCAGAAUCGUAUCACAGCCUUCUGGUUCAAGGGGAAGGAACUGGCACUGGCUUUUGGACUGACUCUGUCCUUCUCCCGUCUUGGGAGUGUCCUCAACUUCUUCUUCACCCAGCAGUUUGAGGCAAAGUUUGGAAUGCAGUGGACUCUCUGGGGAGGGAGCCUGCUCUGUGUGCUGGGGCUUGUUUCAGCCCUCACAGUCAGUGUGCUGGAUAAAGUGGGCAUGAAGCAGCUGGGCUUGGAUGGCAUUAUCCAGCAAGAAUCCAAAAAAGUGCGAAUUCAGGACAUCCAGCACCUUCCCCUUCGCUACUGGCUCCUGGUCCUCACCAUCAUGUUCUUCUACAACGGAGUGUUCCCCUUCGUGGCCGAUGCCAGCAAGUUUAUCCAGGAUAAAUAUCCCGGUUACAGUCAGCAGGCAGCGGCUUACAUUGCUGGGGCAGUGUACGACAGCUCCCUUGUCCUCUCCGCAGCAGUUGGCAUUUUAAUUGACUACGUUGGACUGAGAGGUGUCUUUGCUGUUGGCUGUGCCACGCUGACUCUGCCCAUCUUCGCUCUCCUGGCCUUCACGUUUGUGCCUCCGCUGGUCUCUACCAUCUGGCUGGGGAUCACUUACUCCUUCGCUGCAGCUAGUAUGUGGCCAUCUAUACCCCUUGUGGUGCCCCAAGCGACUUUAGGGACAGCGAUGGGGCUGGCAACUUCUGUGCAGAUGGUUGGAGUUGGCCUUUCAAAUCUGAUUGUUGGAUACAUGCUGGGAACAAAGUCCAGUGAACUAAAGAUCCCCCUGUGGCGCUGGCAACAGAUGAUGAUCUUUAUGCUGGCAAACACUGUCGCCUGCAUCAUUGCCUCCAUUGGCCUCAAUGUUGUGGACAAGAAACAGGAUGGGACGCUGAACAGAACCAGAAAGAGAGCACCCAUGGGGCAGGACAGAGACCCCGCAGAUGCAGCACAGCUCCUUGAGGAUGAAACGAGAACCGAGGGCUCUGUCAGCUGAACCUUGGCAGGGAGAGAACCAUGGCCCUGCCAGACACAGCACUGGUCACUUCUGCCUGAAAGCAGAUUUUAGCCUGUGUACUUUAAACAUCUUUAAAGGGAAUCUUGAAGGGAAUUGUCUACAAAAAGGGAAUGUUUCCACUUUCUUAUGCCUGGCACAGCAGUGGAAGGGGUGUGCUCUGUGGUUCUUGGGCAUUCUUCAACACCCCCCCACCUGCAUGGGGCACGUUAAGGACCACACUGCAGCCACUGAAGCUCACCCAGCUAACCUUGUUCAUGAACCAUUAGACAGCUGCUUGUCAGCCUUGCAGCACAGCUGCCUGCAGAGGUGUGCCUGCCUGCUCUGCCACAAGAAUCCUGCACAGCAGCACUUGCUAAUCCAUACAGGGUUAGCCUGAUGUUUUACUCCCUGCUCUAGAUUAGCCUCUUUCACAAAUCACAUGCGUGUGCAAGUGACACCAUCAUUAUUCUUUAGGCAGGAGCCUGAAUUAAUCAAAUUGAUGACCUUUUGCACACAAGCCUAGCUUAAUUGCUUAUUACUUUACUAGAAAUGCUUCUGUAAGCCGUGCCUAUUCAUUGCCCUUCAAAAGCAUAAAGGGUUUUGAUCUGGAA